Messenger RNA from Aspergillus puulaauensis, 2082 nucleotides. RefSeq lists its product as uncharacterized. The record is from RefSeq and is a predicted model, not a curated record. Gene Ontology annotation, biological process: DNA-templated transcription. The coding region runs from base 1 to 2082 and encodes 693 amino acids. Gene Ontology annotation, cellular component: nucleus. NCBI's taxonomy places the organism in Eukaryota, Fungi, Ascomycota, Eurotiomycetes, Eurotiales, Aspergillaceae. Gene Ontology annotation, molecular function: DNA-binding transcription factor activity, RNA polymerase II-specific; zinc ion binding; DNA binding. The transcript is spliced from 3 exons.
AUGCAGUCCGCCGACGCGGACUUCUUCGAUUUCUACCGCUUCUUUGAUCUGGACCAUAACAUCUCGCUUCCUGCCCUCGAUGCCUCCAGCCCCCUUCACCCACCCAGCCAGCCCGCAGAAGUCCCUAGACAGAGACCGCGAAACCCGCGCUCGUGUGAUUUCUGUCGUCACCGGAAAACGGCCUGCAUCAUUCGGUCAGCGCCUCCCUGUACAACAUGCAGAUCGAGGGGAAAGGAGUGCGUCUUCACCGCGCGUCCUCGGAAGAGAAGACAGACCGAGGUGAGCGACCCGGAAUCGGAUCCCCAACUACACGUUCCGUCACUGUCGCAGGCUGAUCAACCCCGGGUUUCGCAAUCGAGUGCCUCUCCCCAACUGGGCAUCGUACCUAACCUCGACAAUCACCGGUUGAUAUCAGAGUCCCCGCCCCAAGAUGCUGUCUCUCGAAACCGCACCCAGCCGCCCAGGGACUGCCCGAGGAGAGACGCUGAGCACCAGGGUCCCGAUGAAUCACUCGAUCAACACCCGACUGCGACGGUCUUUCUCCUCGGAGACACAGGCGAGGCCGAUCCAUAUCUUCUGCGGCACCCCUCGCUGGCUGCGCACGCGGGGAACAUUGCAUUCCGUCAAAUCCACCGGGGCGGAAGCACCGCAGCUGAGGGCGAACAGGCCCUCGAUACAAAUCGUCCAAUUGUCUUCAUGGUAGGCGAACACAGCCUGUACGAUCAGUACGAACCUCGGCUCGAGGCCACCGUGCUUGAUAAAGUGCGCCAGGACCUUGAUCAAAUAAGCGAUGAUGUCGGGGUGCGUUUGGUCCUGCUGUACUUCAAGCACAUAUACCCAUACUUCCCAGUGCUGUCUCGCUCUCAGAUGGUUUCACCAGCUGGCGAACUUGCAAUACCUGUGUCGUCUUUACCGCUCGCUCUACGGGCAGCCCUGUACGCCUCUGCGGUGCCCUUUAUGAUUUACGAUGAUUAUCUGUCCACAAUGCUGGAUGUGGAUCCGCUGUCAACACAAACCCUGUACCGCAUGGCAUGGACGGUCAUCACGCAUGAAAUACAUACGCCGCAUCUGUCGACGCUGCAGGCAUGCUUGCUCCUCCUGCAAAGGGACAAUGUGGAUCAGUUUGUCCAAUGGUCCCCAUUCCAGCUAAGCCUGGUAGCGUGGACAGUGUCACUCGCCCAAUCACUCGGUUUGUCCACCGACUGCUCAACCUGGAGGGGCAUCCCGCCGUGGGAGAAAAGGCUCAGGCGCCGCUUGUGGUGGGCCACAUAUGUGUUGGAUAAAUGGACACUUUUGACGUCCGGAAUAGCCAGCCAUAUCAAGGACGAAGACUUUGACGUACUCGCAUUGACAGCCACCGAUUUCGGCUCGGACGCAGAAGCAGAAAUCUCUAGCGGGCAGGACCCUAGAUACGGUGAUGCUGGGUCCCAGUCCGCCCUGGGCCAUUUCUCACACCUCGUCUGGCUCACAACAAUCCUCUCGGAUAUACACGCUUCGUUCUUCACCAUCAGGGCCUCGAAGGCUACGGCGUACGACUUUGCGGGUGCAUCGAGCUUAGCGGAACCGUUGCGAUCCCGAUUACAAUCUUGGAAGGAUUCAUUUGACCGCUUCUAUACGACUCCGCAAACGAACUCGGAAUUCCGAACCCAGAUCGAUGGAAAUAUCUCUCUCAGUCUGGCCUACUCUACCGUGAAGAUGCUUCUAUACAGGGCUAUAAUGCGGGCUCUGGAGAAUUCGGACGGCACUGCAGGGGUGGGAGAUACCAGCCGCCAGGCGGUUCGACUUGAGGCCAAAGAAUGCUGCGAGGAGAUUGUGGACGUCUUGGAGCAGGCGCCCCCUGGGAGUUGGAAUGCGUUUUGGCAUAAAUUCGCACGAAGCUACUUCGCCAUUGCAUCGGCUUUCAUGAUGAGACUGCUCAUCUCCUCGGUAUCACUAGACGAGAUCAACACCCUCAACCGUCUUGUCCACCGCUGGAGGUGGGCCUUGCGGAUUGGCGGAGGGAAGACCGGCAGUCAGUUGAUGAGCUUAGGGCUGCUCAGGCUUGACCGUACGCUUCUGCAUAGCGGGAUUCGUGUUCCUUAA